Budorcas taxicolor (takin) is the source of this 3767-nucleotide messenger RNA. RefSeq names its product angel homolog 1 (gene ANGEL1). The transcript is spliced from 10 exons. NCBI's taxonomy places the organism in Eukaryota, Metazoa, Chordata, Mammalia, Artiodactyla, Bovidae. Bases 51 to 2144 code for a protein of 697 amino acids. The record is from RefSeq and is a predicted model, not a curated record. Gene Ontology annotation, molecular function: 3'-5'-RNA exonuclease activity.
ACCGGCUCGCCGUGACGGAGAGAAGGGGCGGCGGGCGCGGGCGGCCGGCCAUGAUCGCGUCGUGUCUGUGUUACCUGCUGCUGCCGGCCGCGCGCCUUUUCCGCGCCCUCUCAGAUGCUUUCUUCACAUGUCGAAAAAAUGUCCUCCUGGCGAAGAGCUCGUCCUCCCAGGUAGAAGGCAACUUUGCCAUGGCCCCUCGGGGCCCCGACCAGGAGGAGUGUGAGGGCCUGCUGCAGCAGUGGCGGGAAGAAGGGUCGAGCCAGGUGCUGUCAACUGUGAGCGAUGGUCCCCUUGUAGAUAAGGGACUCGCUGAGAGCAGCCUGGCCCUCCUGAUGGAUAAUCCUGGAGAACAGGAUGCUGCUCCUGAGGACAAGUGGUCCAGCAGGCAGCUGAGUGACCUGCGGGCAGCAGAGAACCUGGAGGAGCCUUUCCCCGAGGUGCUAGGAGAGGAGGAGCUGCUGCCGGAGGUCGAGGGCCCAAUAUGGGCAGCAGUGCCCGUGCAGACCGGCCCCCAGUACACAGACUGUGCCGUCCUCCCCGUGGGUGCGCUGGCCACAGAGCAGUGGGAUGAGGACCCCGCGAUGGUGGCCUGGAGCAUCGCACCGGAGCCUGUGCCCCAGGAAGAGGCUGCCGUCUGGCCCUUUGAGGGUCUGGGGCAGCUUCAGCCUCCCCCAGUGGAAAUCCCAUAUCACGAAAUCUUGUGGCGAGAAUGGGAGGAUUUCUCCACUCAGCCAGAUGUUCAGGGCCUGGAGGCAGGGGAUGGCCCUCAGUUCCAGUUCACUCUGAUGUCCUAUAAUAUCCUGGCCCAGGACCUGAUGCAGCAGAGCUCCGAGCUCUAUUUGCAUUGCCACCCAGACAUCCUCAACUGGAACUAUCGCUUUGCGAAUCUCAUGCAGGAAUUCCAGCACUGGGACCCAGAUAUCUUGUGUCUCCAGGAAGUCCAGGAAGAUCAUUACUGGGAGCAGCUGGAGCCCUCUCUGAGAAUGAUGGGCUUUACCUGUUUCUACAAGAGGAGGACCGGGUGUAAGACAGAUGGCUGUGCUGUCUGCUACAAGCCCACGAGAUUCCGUCUGCUCUGCGCCAGCCCCGUGGAGUACUUUCGGCCUGGCUUGGAGCUCCUCAAUCGGGACAACGUGGGCUUAGUGUUGCUGCUGCAGCCACUGGUCCCAGAAGGCCUGGGGCAAGUCUCGGUGGCCCCCUUAUGUGUGGCAAAUACCCACGUCCUGUACAACCCACGGCGGGGUGACGUCAAGCUGGCCCAGAUGGCCAUUCUCCUGGCCGAAGUGGACAAGGUGGCCAGGCUGUCAGACGGCAGCCACUGCCCCAUCGUCCUGUGUGGGGACCUGAACUCUGUCCCCGACUCACCUCUCUACAACUUCAUCAGGGACGGAGAGCUCCAGUACCACGGGAUGCCAGCCUGGAAGGUAUCUGGACAGGAAGACUUCUCCCAUCAGCUUUAUCAGAGGAAGCUGCAGGCCCCACUGUGGCCCAGCUCCCUGGGUAUCACUGACUGCUGUCAGUAUGUCACCUCCUGUCAUCCCACGAGCUCAGAGAGACGCAAGUAUAGCCGAGACUUCCUGCUGCGUUUCCGCUUCUGUAGCAUUGCCUGCCGGCGACCUGUGGGACUGGUUCUUCUGGAAGGAGUGACAGACACUAAGCCAGAGCGACCUGCUGGCUGGGCUGAGUCUGUCAUUGAGGAAGACACAUCUGAGUCUGAGCCAGACGUCCCCAGCAUGGCCGCCCAGAGGUCACCACAAUGCCCCUGGGUCUGGGAACGACAGUGGAUUACAUCUUCUUCUCAGCCGAGUCCUGCGAGAAUGGGAACAGAACUGACCGCAGGCUGUAUCAGGAUGGAACCCUCAAGCUCCUGGGCCGGCUCUCGCUCCUCUCUGAAGAGAUCCUCUGGGCUGCCAACGGCUUACCCAACCCCUUCUGCUCUUCAGACCACCUCUGCCUACUGGCCAGCUUCGGGAUGGAAGUCACCGCCCCAUGACGGGCUCCCAGGGGAAGAGCGCGUCUUCUCUUCCAGAAGAGCUCACCGGAUCAGAGACUGUGGAAAUAUCCCACGCUUCUGGAAACUUAGAUCCAAGAAACUUAAUGUCCCCUCCCUGCCCCCUCCUCGUUCCCUUCUCCCCCACAGUUAGAUUUUCUCCAGGCCUGUCCACAUUCUCUGCCUGUGGUCCCUGCCCUGCCCCAGCCUCUUCCUAAUCCUGUGCCACAUGAGGGGGUGGCCCCGGGAAAGGCACAAGCGGGGGGUCCCCCCUUCCCUCCGUGUAUCCAGCGCUCCCCACUGAUUUUUGAUUACCAGGGUUGUGGGAGCUACUGAUCUUGAUUAUUUAUUUUCAGGCCAUUUCUUGGUGGUGCCUUCUGACCCGACCCUCUCCCUGCCUGAGACCCGUGGGCACAGCCCUCCUGCAGACACACACAUAUUGAGACGCGCUCUUCUGCGCGGUCACGCCUGUCUCUGACCAACCCCCUUGCCACACUGGGGCCGUGGGUCACAGGCCCUGCUCUCCCCUUAUCUUCUGUUUCAUUAGGCAUUCAUCCGGCCAACCAGGGGGUCCUCUGCAUCAGGGCUCUGGAACAAGUGGGCCCCGCAGACUUGGGUGCACUUCCGGUCUUUGCAGCCUCUGAGCCUCCUGCCCAGAGUGCCCCACCGGCCUGCGUGCUUCCCCCAGGGCUUGUCCUUUUCCCCAGGCUGCCCUGUGGCGGGUGGAGGGUCAGUGGGCAGAGAGAGUGAUUUGAGGUUCAGAGCGCUUCAAGGCUGAGGAGAAAGAACUGUCAGGAAACUCAGGUCUCUCUGGAGGACCAGGGUGAGGGUGGGAGUCCCGGGGCGGGAGAGCAGGCAGCGGACUCGAGGCCUCAGGGACUUGCCCCCUUGCCUCACACACCUCAGUUGCAGCUUUCUGUUCCUCUGCUCCCCCUGCUUUUUACUGUUUGCUGCCUACCACAUUCCCUUCCCCUUUUUUGCCCCUAGAAAAAAGCCUGAGAUUGAGCCCAGGCCAAGCCUUCUCAGUAGAAAGGCGGCCUUGGGCACAAGUGGCCUGAGACCCAGACGUGGCGGUGCCUGAGGGUUUGCUCCAGCUGGCCCGGCCUCUGCUGCUCGUUGUCUGCUUUCCCUCUCUCUGGCCCAUUCAGGGGGCUCCCUCGCCCACGCGAGUCACCUGCAGGCCUCAGCCUUUCAUUGCUGGGCAUGGCGUGGGGUGUUCCUGGCCAGCUCCUCCUCAUACCUCCCGUCACUCAGAGUAGCUGAGUGGCCCUGCAGAUGUGGCCCCCAGAGCGGGACUGGAGGAUAUAGCAGAGAGAGGCUAAAGUUAGGGACAGUUAGCUGAGGUUCACGUUUUCUCCUUUGUUUUUUUUGAGAGCCAAAGACCCAGCUUGGAUCUGCUGCUGCUGCAUUCAUGGUUAUAAGCUUUCCAUGCCUCGGUUCUGGGGAAUUUAUCUCUGCGUGUAUAUUUUUAAGCAUUGUUUCCUGGGUACUGGGCAUGUGCCUGUCUGAGCCCCAGGCCCAUCUGUCCACACCCCACCAUCCAUUCUGUCUGUCUCUUCCUGGACAUCUAGGGUGGUCUCCGUGUUUCCUAGAACUAGGGUCCGUCAGCUCUUCUCUUCUGCCAGGCAGUGUAGUUUAAAAAUGGCUAAAGAUGGCAGAGGGCAGGAGCUUGAUAGAUAAUCUUCUCCUUGUUUUCUUACUUGUUUCUGUUUUGGAAAUGAAAGGGGGGUUUAAAUGGUCAUUGGAAUUCUCUCUUCCAAAUAAAGGUUUACCUUUC